This is a messenger RNA of Odobenus rosmarus divergens (Pacific walrus), 1174 nucleotides long. RefSeq names its product neurotrophin 4 (gene NTF4). The record is from RefSeq and is a predicted model, not a curated record. Gene Ontology annotation, cellular component: extracellular region. Gene Ontology annotation, biological process: nerve development; memory; positive regulation of peptidyl-serine phosphorylation. Gene Ontology annotation, molecular function: growth factor activity; nerve growth factor receptor binding. The coding region runs from base 243 to 878 and encodes 211 amino acids. NCBI's taxonomy places the organism in Eukaryota, Metazoa, Chordata, Mammalia, Carnivora, Odobenidae. The transcript has 3 exons.
GUGCGGCAAGGAGCCGGCGGGCGAGCGGGCGUCCCUGCAGCCAGCGAGCGGGAGGAGGAGCCGCGCCGCGCCCGGGGCAGCGGAGGAGCCGAAGAGGGCGCCCCAGGUGGCUGCCCCUUCCCUCUCCCGAGAUGUCAGGAAAGAGGGGACCACCUGUGUCCCCCACAGGGGCACCCCAGAGCCUGGGGGCCCCCAGCACUGGAGCCUGGAGGUGGAGGAGGUGCUGACAGGUGCUCAGCGAGAUGCUCCCCAGCCCCUCCUGCUCCCUCCCCGUCCUCCUCCUAUUCCUCCUCCCCAGUGUCCCAAUGGAGCCCCAUCCCCCACCCUUACCACUGCCCCCAUUUCUAGCCCCUGAGUGGGACCUCCUGUCCCCCCGAGUAGUCCUGUCUAGGGGUGCCCCCGCUGGGCCCCCUCUACUCUUCCUGCUGGAGGCCGGGGCCUUUGGGGAGCCAGCAGGCAGCCCCGCCAACCGCAGUCGGCGAGGGGUGAGCGAGACAGCACCAGCAAGUCGCCGGGGAGAGCUGGCUGUGUGUGAUGCGGUCAGCGGCUGGGUGACAGACCGACGGACAGCUGUGGACCUGCGUGGGCGUGAGGUGGAGGUGCUGGGCGAGGUUCCUGCAGCUGGAGGCAGCCCCCUCCGCCAGUACUUCUUUGAGACCCGCUGCAAGGCUGACAGCGCCACCGAGGAAAGUGGCCCUGGUGGGGGUGGGGGUGGGUGCCGGGGUGUGGACCGGAGGCACUGGGUGUCUGAGUGUAAGGCCAAGCAGUCCUACGUGCGGGCAUUGACCGCUGAUGCCCAGGGCCGUGUAGGCUGGCGAUGGAUUCGAAUUGACACUGCGUGCGUCUGUACACUCCUCAGCCGGACUGGUCGGGCCUGAGGCCCAUGCUCAGGAACUGGGCAGGCAGAGGAAGAAGAUAGCUGGAUGCUGAGGGACCUCAGGGGCGGCCUGGCUGCUCUGGGCCUCGGUUUGAGAACUUGUGAAAUGGUCACAAAAUCACAGCUUUCUGAGUUGGAGAGCUAAAUCGAUGCAAGACAGGUGGUGAAACCAAAUGGGGUUUUGAAGGAUGAAUAGGAGUUCUUCUGGAUGAACUUGAGGGUGAUGACGAUGAUAAUAUCCAAUAUUUUCUGAGUGUCUACUGUUUAUCAACACUAAUACACAAUUUUUCAGAUCAA